Messenger RNA from Staurois parvus, 240 nucleotides. The record is from the annotation of a GenBank genome assembly. NCBI's taxonomy places the organism in Eukaryota, Metazoa, Chordata, Amphibia, Anura, Ranidae.
AGUCAUGUGAUCAGCUGUGUCCAAUCACAGCUGAUCACUGAUCAUCAGGGCACUGAUGAUGCCCUGAUAAUCAGUGUAGCCCCAGCAGUGCCACCUGUCAGUGUCCAUCAGUGCCCUUGUCAGUGCUCAUCAGUGCCUGGUGUCAGUGCCACAUCAGUGCCACAUAUCAGUGCCUACCAGUGCACAUCAAUGCCACAUAUCAGUGCCCAUCUGAGCUGCCUUUCAAUGUCACCCAUCUGU